Molecule: messenger RNA, 4715 nt
Organism: Pelobates fuscus (common spadefoot toad)
Lineage: Eukaryota; Metazoa; Chordata; Amphibia; Anura; Pelobatidae
Gene: TAF2
Product: TATA-box binding protein associated factor 2
Exons: 27
Coding region: 215-3859 (1214 amino acids)
Biological process (GO): transcription initiation at RNA polymerase II promoter
Cellular component (GO): transcription factor TFIID complex
Molecular function (GO): transcription cis-regulatory region binding; chromatin binding; RNA polymerase II general transcription initiation factor activity
Source: RefSeq, a predicted model, not a curated record
GAGGUGCCCUGGCGGAAAGCGGAAGGGCCGGAGUGGAUGUUCCUGGAAACUUUGGAUUGGGCUGGUUCCGCUGUUACAGCUGUGUGUCACCAUAGCAACGGGGCCACACGGCCCGGGCAGCGGGGGCCCCCCGAGGGGCUGGUGGUUGGGGCCAGGCUGCGAACGAUCUCAGUAACAAACCCGGGGGGACAGAGCGGAACAAAGAGCCGGCACCAUGAACAGAAAGAAAGGAGACAAGGGCUUCGAGAGCCCGCGGCCUUAUAAACUGACUCAUCAAGUUGUCUGCAUCACCAACAUACACUUCCAAAGAAAGGCAGUGAUUGGCUACGUUGAAUUAACCAUAUUCCCCACGGUCGCUAACUUGAACAGGAUAAAACUGAACAGCAAGCAGUGCAGGAUAUAUCGCGUGAGGGUGAAUGACCUGGAAGCGGCAUUCAUUUACAAUGACCCAACCUUGGAAGUUUGUCACCAUGAGUCCAAACAGAGGAAUCUCAACUACUUUUCCAAUACCUAUGCAGCCGCCGUAAGUGCAGUCGAUCCAGAUGCUGGAAAUGGAGAGCUUUGCAUCAAAGUUCCAUCUGAAUUGUGGAAGCAUGUUGAUGAGCUGAAAGGUCUGAAAGUAAACAUUGAAUUCUCCUUGGAUCAGCCAAAAGGUGGGCUGCAUUUUGUGGUACCCAAUGUCGAAGGCAGCAUGGCAGAGCGGGGAGCUCAUGUAUUCUCAUAUGGAUAUCAGAACUCUACCAGGUUUUGGUUUCCUUGUGUUGAUUCUUACUCUGAGCUCUGCACAUGGAAGCUGGAGUUUACAGUUGAUGCGUCCAUGGUGGCGGUUUCAAAUGGAGAUCUAAUUGAAACGGUUUACACUCCUGACAUGAGGAAGAAGACCUUCCACUACACACUUGCAAUACCCACAGCUUCUCCUAACAUCUCCCUUGCAGUUGGUCCAUUUGAGAUCCUGGUUGACCCAUACAUGCAUGAGGUAACCCACUUCUGUUUACCUCAGCUGCUCCCACUCCUCAAACAUACUACCUCAUAUCUGCAUGAAGUGUUUGAGUUUUAUGAAGAGAUCCUUACAUGCCGUUAUCCGUAUUCCUGUUUUAAAACCGUUUUUGUUGAUGAAGCUUACCUUGAAGUAUCUUCGUACGCAUCCAUGAGUAUUUUCAGCACAAACCUUCUGCAUAGUGCUAUGAUCAUAGACCAAACUCCAUUGACUAGAAGAUGUCUGGCUCAGUCUUUGGCCCAGCAGUUUUUUGGAUGCUUCAUUUCCAGAAUGUCAUGGUCUGACGAGUGGGUUCUGAAAGGCAUAUCUGGAUAUAUUUACGGCCUCUGGAUGAAGAAAACAUUUGGUGUCAAUCAAUAUCGUCACUGGAUCAAAGAAGAGCUGGACAUGAUUGUAGCCCAUGAACUGAGAACAGGAGGGGUUUUACUCCAUCCCAUAUUUUCUUCUGGCAAAGAAAAGGACAACCCUUCUUCACACCUCCACUUCUCUAUAAAACACCCUCAUACCUUGUCCUGGGAGUAUUACAGCAUGUUCCAGUGCAAAGCUCACCUUGUCAUGCGACUGAUAGAAAACCGCAUCAGUAUGGAAUUCAUGCUGCAGGUUUUCAACAAGCUUUUAAGUUUGGCCAGCACAGCUUCCUCUCAGAAGUUCCAGUCCCACAUGUGGAGUCAGAUGUUGGUUUCCACAUCUGGGUUUCUGAAAUCCAUCUCUAACGUUUCUGGAAAAGACAUCCAACCUUUAAUAAAACAGUGGGUAGACCAAAGCGGUGUAGUCAAGUUUUAUGGCAGUUUUGCAUUUAAUAGAAAAAGAAAUGUUUUGGAAUUGGAAAUCAAGCAGGACUAUACAUCGUUGGGAACACAGAAAUAUGUGGGACCCCUUAAAGUGACUGUUCAAGAACUCGAUGGUUCAUUUAACCAUACUCUACAGAUUGAAGAAAACAGUCUCAAGCAUGAUAUACCGUGCCACUCGAAAAGCAGAAGAAAUAAAAAGAAAAAAAUCCCUCUGAUGAAUGGGGAAGAGGUAGACAUGGAUCUAUCUGCAAUGGAUGCUGAUUCCCCAUUGCUCUGGAUAAGAAUUGAUCCAGACAUGUCUGUUUUGAGAAAGGUUGAGUUUGAACAGGCAGAUUUCAUGUGGCAAUAUCAGUUGCGUUAUGAAAGAGAUGUUGUUGCACAAGAAGAAUCGAUUCUUGCACUGGAAUCCUUUCCGACUCCUGCGUCACGGUUGGCGUUGACCGACAUCUUGGAGCAAGAACAGUGCUUCUACCGAGUUAGAAUGAUGGCAUGUUUCUGCCUUGCUAAGAUUGCCAAUUCGAUGGUGAGCACAUGGACCGGACCUCCGGCCAUGAAAUCCCUCUUUACUCGCAUGUUCUGUUGUAAGAGCUGCCCUAACAUUGUGAAAACAAACAACUUCAUGAAUUUCCAAAGCUAUUUUCUGCAGAAGACUAUGCCAGUUGCAAUGGCUUUGCUGAGAGAUGUUCAUAAUCUCUGCCCAAAAGAAGUUCUUUCGUUUAUUUUAGACCUUAUAAAGUACAAUGACAAUAGGAAAAACAAGGAAGAAACAGAUGUGGGCACUUCUCCCUAUAAUCAAGCAGGAACCAAACUUCAGUUUUCAGACAAUUAUUAUCGGGCGGAACUGAUCGAUGCGCUCUCUAAUUCAGUAACACCCGCAGUGAGCGUUAACAAUGAAUCACGGACUCUGGAUAACCUGAAUGCUGAAGUUCGCCUGAUUCUAGAAGAGAUAACGCGGUUUCUCAAUAUGGAAAAGCUUCUCCCCAGUUAUAGACAUAUAAUAACAGUUAGUUGUCUCAGAGCCAUUCGUAUUCUUCAGAAAAAUGGACAUGUACCCAGCGACCCAACGCUCUUUAAAUCGUAUGCAGAGUAUGGACACUUUGUGGAUGUCAGAGUAGCAGCUUUAGAGGCAGUUGUUGAUUACACUAAAGUUGACAGAAGCUAUGAAGACUUGCAGUGGUUACUCAGCAUGGCCCAAACUGAUCCUUUACCAUACAUUCGGCACAAGAUUUUUUACAUGUUGUCAAAGAACCCCCCAUUUACAAAGAGCAUGGAGUCUCCUUUGUGUAAUGAAGCUCUUGUGGACCAGCUCUGGAAGCUUAUGAAUUCAGGCACCUCACAUGAUUGGAGAUUACGAUGCGGGGCAGUAGACCUAUAUCACAUACUCUUUGGUCUCAGCAGACCCUCAUGUCUGCCUUUGCCAGAACUUGGAUUAGUUCUUAAUCUGAAGGAAAAGAAAGCUGUUCUCAAUCCUACCAUCAUCCCAGAGCCCAUAACAAGUAACCUGGAGUCCGUGCCAAGUGCCAACAUGCACGGGCAAGUCACAGGAUUUCCAAGCAAUGAUGAAGACUCUAUUGUUAAGGAAAAUGUGCCGAGUGCAUUGUCCCUAACACAAGGUGUGAAAAGGAAAGCUGACAUCGCUCUCGACUCACAGCUGGAGCCUGGGCAGGUACUGGAGAAGAUUGAGGACAACAAUAAAGGGAAACUCAAAUUCAGAGAAGAAGAAGAGAUCGAUAUGGAUACUGUCCAUGACAGUCAAGCUUUCAUAUAUCAUCAUCUGAACAUGCUUGAACGGCCAUCCACACCAGGAAGAGAACAGGCAUCUUUGGACAUGCACCUUCUUUCUGUGCCCGCAACGCCUCUGUCAUCUUCUAUCAAAGAAUCCAGCAUGUCUAAACACAGUGAUCACCAUCAUCACCAUCACCACGAUCACAAGAAAAAGAAGAAGAAGCACAAGCACAAACACAAGCAUAAACACAAGCAUGAAAGCAAAGACAAAGAGCGAGAACCACUUCCAUUCUCAAACAGCCCUGCCAGUGGACGCUCAAUCCGUUCCCCCUCACUUUCAGACUGAACAUGGUGCUUCAGUGAGCUUUGAAGAACACCCUGGCUACUCUAGCCGUGUAACGUUUCUGUGGUAUGGGCUUACCAAUAUGAGCGAUUUGAAAAGGUGGUUCUCCACUUCUGCCAUCAAUAAGUUUUAAUGACGAAAGCUCUAUUAAGGUCAGGCAACAAGAAAAAAAAAAAAUCUUAGGGUUUCCAGCAAAACUGCCAAUGUUAAGCCAUUAUUUUCGUCCUCGGGAGAACACAGACUUUGCCAGUGAAAGGUUAACUAUUUUUUUUUCCACCACACCUCCAUCUAACACUUCUUCAUCCCUCUCAAAUAAAAUCUGUAUAUAAUUUUUUUUUUUUCUUUCUACUCCAAAUUCCUUUCACUUUUGGCAUCUUAUGGACAAUUUUUUUUAGAAUAGAUGUUUUAAUGUGAGGUUCUUUUUCCCUGUUAAUAACAAAGCAGUAUUUCACUAGAAAAAUCCAGUUCCAUCCUGCAACCACUGAAACAAACCAACAAAAUGCAAUAAUCCAUACAUUUAAUGCUUUUAAGGAGCAUUGUGUGUGAAACAUCUUUUCAACUCAAAGCUGUGAAAUGUGAAAAAAAAAGAAAAGGUUUCAUAGCUGUACAUACGAGAUAGCAUCAUAUCUGAGUGCUGUCUUUACUGAUGGGAUUUAAUGUUACGUGCACAAUCUUGGAGUCAAUUUACAAGAAGAGCUUACAAUUGUGUUUUUAUUAUGUUCAUAAAGGGCCAGUUGUAGAUGAAAGCUAUUUUUGUAUUAGCAUAGGGGGUAACUAGUGCAGCACAGUGCGCCAUUAAUUCCUUAUUUAUGAUUAAUAUGCUAUGUAAAUUAAAAACAACUCUUAUCUUAAUUCAAAA